AUGCCUAAAGAAGAAGAUUUCCCUAGCCGCCCCUCCACGUUCUACAACACCAUUGAAGCCACUGUAAAUACUCAAACAUAUUCGACAUUCAAGAUGGGUGUCCCAAAUGCUGCGGCCGAUCUGCCGGCUAUGAAAACGAACCCCAAGUUCAUCUUCUUCACCGACUUCGACGGCACAAUCACUCUUCAAGACAGCAAUGACUACAUGACCGACAACCUAGGCUACGGCUACGAGAAGCGGCGCCAAGGCAACCUCGACACCCUCGCCGACAAGAUCACCUUCCGCGACUCCUUCCGCGACAUGCUCGACAGCGUAACCACCCCCUUCGACAAAUGCACGCAAAUCCUCGUCGACAACAUCAAGCUCGACCCCUACUUCGCCGAGUUCUACACAUGGAGCUUGGAAAACAACAUCCCCGUCGUCGUCCUGAGCGGCGGCAUGGAGCCAGUCAUUCACGCCAUUUUGAAGAAUCUGGUCGGCCCGACGGCGGACAAGAUCCAGGUUGUGGGCAACUACGUUGGCUCGAGAGAUGGCAAGGAUAUCAACACAGAGCGUGGUUGGCAAAUCAACUACCGCCAUCCCGAAUCAGGGUUUGGACAUGACAAGUCGGUCGAGUUGAGGAAGUACUCUUCGUUGCCGGCGAGUGAGCGGCCGACCAUGUUUUACGCUGGCGACGGCGUUUCGGAUCUCUCCGCUGCGCGGGAGACCGACCUUCUCUUCGCAAAGCAGGGUCACGACUUGAUCAGCUACUGUGCGCGCGAGGACGUGCCCUUCACAGUUUUCAAGGACUGGUCCGACAUUCUGAGCAAAUGCAAGGCUAUUGUCGAGGGAAAGACGACGACUGAAGCAGCGGCCAAGGAGGGCUAUGAGGCAUACAAGAGCGGAAAGGCGGGCGUCACUGUUGCGACGACGAAAUAAGAGUGAUGCCAUUGCUGUGACUCCUGGGGAGAUCAUGAAUGCGUCGAGCAUAACCAUAGACGAAGACGAUAGACACGAACUAGACUACACUAGAAUCCAAUGCAUUGAAAUUGCAUUCCAGACAUAAACACUGAA
Messenger RNA from Parastagonospora nodorum SN15, 1053 nucleotides. RefSeq lists its product as hypothetical. The record is from RefSeq and is a predicted model, not a curated record. Gene Ontology annotation, molecular function: phosphatase activity. The transcript is spliced from 3 exons. Bases 1 to 918 code for a protein of 305 amino acids. NCBI's taxonomy places the organism in Eukaryota, Fungi, Ascomycota, Dothideomycetes, Pleosporales, Phaeosphaeriaceae.